Molecule: messenger RNA, 1779 nt
Organism: Kluyveromyces marxianus DMKU3-1042
Lineage: Eukaryota; Fungi; Ascomycota; Saccharomycetes; Saccharomycetales; Saccharomycetaceae
Product: translation initiation factor 2A
Exons: 1
Coding region: 1-1779 (592 amino acids)
Biological process (GO): translational initiation
Cellular component (GO): cytosolic small ribosomal subunit
Molecular function (GO): tRNA binding; translation initiation factor activity; mRNA binding
Source: RefSeq, a predicted model, not a curated record
AUGUCAUCUCAGUUGUUUGCUAGGACCAGUUCCAGCGUCGAAGUUUUCCAAGGGUAUCCAUCAUUCGAGCAGAUCACGCCUAGUAAUAAGAAGAGCCAGAAUGAUGGCGAAGGAGAAUCAGAAGUUGAAGGGAAAGUAAUUCAGUCUUUGUUGUCACCAUGUGGCCGUUUUAUGGCCAAGUCAUACGAAAACAAGGUAAUUCUGCUAAUUGGCGAGAACUGGGAAAAUACCUUGAUAGAACUACCUCUAAAGAACGUCUACGAUCUAAAGUUUUCUCCAAGCGGAAACUUUUUGUCGACUUGGGAAAGACCAUUGGUUGACGAUGCAGAACAUUUAAACUGUAAGAUCUGGCAUCUAAAUGAACACCCAGUGUCUACUGAGCCAAAAUACAGCUACAAAGUGUCCACCCAGAGUUCAUGGACUUUACAAUUCUCUCAGUUAGAUGACUAUGCUAUCAAGUCAUUUGGUAAGGAACUCCGCAUCGUUAAGUUGACCGGUGAAAAUGCAUUCAAUUUCGACAAGCCAUUUGCCACCUUGACCCCAGAACAACCAUUUACAACUUACCAGAUAUCCCCUGCCGAACAUCCAACUAUCUGCACAUUCACCAAGGAAAAAUCAGGUAAGCCAGCACAGUUGACCAUCUGGCCUAUAACCACCGGUAAAAUCACCAAGCAAAUCGUCACCAAGCAAUUCUUCAAGGCAGACUCAUGCCAUUUGAAAUGGAACUCAUUGGGUAAUGCUAUUUUAUGUUUAACUACAACCGACUUUGACCAUUCAAACAAAUCCUACUACGGUGAGAACAAUCUAUAUUUGUUGUCCUUCCAAGGUGUUAAUGGCUCCUUAGGAGGUGAAUCUGUUCGUGUACCACUUGGAAAAGAGGGUCCCAUCCACGAUUUCCAGUGGUCUCCAACCUCAAGACAGUUUGGUGUCAUAUAUGGGUUUAUGCCGGCUACUAUUACGUUCUUUGAUUUGAAGGGUAAUGCCAUCCAUUCUUUGAACGAACAAAGAAAAAACACGUUGGAAUUUGCGCCAAAUGGGAAAUACAUUCUCGUCGGUGGUUUUGGUAACCUUCAAGGUUCUGUCGACAUUUUGGAUAGACACGACAAGUUCAGAUGCAUUAGUAAAUUCAGUGCCGCGAACACCUCGGUAUGCAAAUGGUCACCAGGUGGUGAGUUCAUUCUUACUGCUACAACUUCUCCAAGAUUGAGAGUCGACAAUGGAUUGAAGGUCUGGCACUACUCUGGUACUUUGGUAUUUGUGAAGGAAUACAAAGAGUUACUAAAGGUUGACUGGAGAACAGACUGUCCAUUCAGAAUCAUUAAAGAUGGCUACCUAACGAACGGGAAUAAGUUGAAGGAUGAGGAAUUGAGACAAGAUCCUAAACUCAAGAAACACCAACUAGAGAUUCACCCAGUUGUUACUCAGUUCAAUUUAAAGAACCCUAACAAAUCAUCAUCUAAUUCAGGAGCCAAAAAGCCCGCUGGUGCUUACAAACCACCACAUGCGAGAAGGGCCAAUGUCGUCCCAGGUACUAACAAGCCUAGAUCUCCUCAACCCACCUCUACUCCUAUUCCACAAACUACGGCUAGUCAAACUUCCCCAGAGGAAAAGAAGAUUAGAUCUUUGUUGAAGAAAUUAAGAGCCAUUGAUGCACUAAAAGUAAAGCAAGCUGAGGGGGCUAAAUUGGAAAACACCCAAGUCACGAAGAUCGAGUCUGAGCCCAAGAUUCUAAAAGAGUUGGAACUACUUGGCUGGAAGGGCGAGAAGAUCGAUUCAUAA